Molecule: messenger RNA, 790 nt
Organism: Volvox carteri f. nagariensis
Lineage: Eukaryota; Viridiplantae; Chlorophyta; Chlorophyceae; Chlamydomonadales; Volvocaceae
Exons: 7
Coding region: 7-768 (253 amino acids)
Source: RefSeq, a predicted model, not a curated record
GGCAAAAUGAUGAAGAACGUAGCGAUGGACGCCAAGCUGCGUGGGGCGCAACCCUUCCGCUCGAGCGCUGCUGCCUCAGUGGUUCCGCGUUGCCGGGUAGCAGCCAAAGCAAUCUCCACUUCAUCUCAGAAACAGCAUCACGAUGAAGCCUUAACCGCUCAGCUUGCCCGUCGGGAGCUUCUGCUGUCUGUCGCAGGGCUAGGCCUGGCGACGUGCAUGCCUUCGUCGCCUGUGCAUGCCGGAGAAGAGUUCACCACCUUCCUGGGCUAUGCCACCCCGCCCACCAGCUACGGCGGCUACGGCGGUAACGCCAAGGAGACCCCCAGGUACACCUUCGAGUAUCCCACAGGCUGGAAGGAGGAGGUGCCCAACAAGGUGGAGAAGGGCACUCAGGGUAUUGAUGGCCGCGUGGUGAACCCCCGCAUGCGAGACCAGCGAGCCUUCGUGAUUACGUUGGCUCGCGCGGGUGAGGACAACAAGUCCUUCCGGCUGACCGACCUGGACUCCACCCUCAGCGGCUUUGCGGGGGCCGACUACGACCUUCAGGACGCCCUGUCGAGUGCGACCAACCGGACGACAUCUUCUCGCGAGGUGGACGACAAGACCUUCUACGAUUACGACAUUGAGUCGCCGGAGUACCACUACCUGGUUACUAUCACAGUGUCACAAGGCAAGGUUUUCGGAGUCUUCGUGCGCAGUCCGACCAAGAGCUUCACCGCCAACGAGUCCAAGCUGCGGCACAUCGUGGGCACCUUCCGGUUGCUGUAAGGGACCCUGCAGGCGCACGGUU